AUGUUUGCUAAUACUGCGCAAAUGUGGAAAUGGAAACCUUGCACAUAUUUAUACGUACACGCACGCUCCAGCAGUGCAUUCUUCCAUCAUCCUCUUUUCAUAAUGUCCUUGUCACUAGCGCUUUUUACUACUACUGCUAUUUCCCUUAUUAUACUCUCUCUACCUCCGCCUAGGUCUCACAUUUUGCCCUUCAUCUUGUCGGUCUGA
Messenger RNA from Hydatigera taeniaeformis, 207 nucleotides. The record is from the annotation of a GenBank genome assembly. NCBI's taxonomy places the organism in Eukaryota, Metazoa, Platyhelminthes, Cestoda, Cyclophyllidea, Taeniidae.